Anopheles stephensi (Asian malaria mosquito) is the source of this 743-nucleotide messenger RNA. Its product is annotated as endocuticle structural glycoprotein SgAbd-2-like. Gene Ontology annotation, molecular function: structural constituent of chitin-based larval cuticle. Gene Ontology annotation, cellular component: chitin-based extracellular matrix. The coding region runs from base 74 to 514 and encodes 146 amino acids. The transcript is spliced from 2 exons. The record is from RefSeq and is a predicted model, not a curated record. Lineage: Eukaryota; Metazoa; Arthropoda; Insecta; Diptera; Culicidae.
UGCACAGUUAGCAUCCAAAGCAAAACCAGCUCUACUCAGCAGCUCAGCAGCUCCGUUUCGUAACAGCACCAAGAUGAAAAUGUUCGUAGCCCUUUUCGCAGUGUUUGCAGUGGCCAGUGCCAUCGGCGAUUACCACCAUCAGCCGACCGGGGCACCGAUCAAGAUCGUGCACAGUGAAUCGUACCACGGACACGACGGAAGCUACAAGUUUGGGUACGAGUCGGCCAACGGUAUCGCCGCCCAGGAGCAGGGAUUCGUCAAGAACGGUGGCAGCAAGGACCAUGAGGUGCAGGUUGCCCACGGUUCCUUCUCGUACACCGACCCGCACGGUCAUCCAGUGUCCCUGAGCUACGUCGCCGACGAGCACGGUUUCCAGGCGAAGGGAUCGCACAUCCCAACGCCGCCCCCACUCCCGAAGGAGCUGGUCGACGCUUACGCCAAGGCCGCCAGCCAGCCCCAUCACGAGGAACCUCAGCCACACUACGCCCCGCAGCCGACCUACAAGCACUACUAAGUGCGUCCCAUCGGGCAGUUUUCUCCGACGGGCGGGUGUGUGACAUUUGCGGGUGCGCAAAUGGUGGGAGAGAGGGGAGGGGGGAAGUGAAACAGGUCCCCGCCACCCCCGGGCUAUGAACCUAUUGUGAUCCAUUACGCGGUGCGGUUUUCUUGGUGCUGCAGCAGGAGUUGCUGUGGGCAUCGAGUGAGCGCGUCUAGAGUACCUAAAUUGAAUUAAUAAACCUAAA